AUGGAUAAUCCUAAUUAUUUUGGUAAUAGACAUGAUGAGCAUCUGGGUGUGAACAAGAUUGGAAAAGAUAUCAGGAAAAGCCCACCACCGUAUUUCGCUAAUCCGGCCAUACAACCACCGUACCCUCAGGUCUACACCGUCAACAAAAAUGAUUUCCGAGAUACCGUUCAACGUCUUACUGGUUCACCUUCACACCACCAAGAACCACCUCCUGGACCUCAUCUCCGAAUGCAAAAAGUCCGUCCACCAAGAUUAGCACCUAUAAACGUCUACAGGCCCCAAAUGCCACUUCUCCCGCCUAGACCUGCCGCCCAAUAUGGCCAACCACCACCAAUGACUUCCGGCGACCAUAUGGGGUGGGCAAACAACGCAACAGAGUCUCCUAUCUCAGCUUAUAUGCGUUACCUUCAGCAUUCUGUCUUGGAUUCAGGCCAAAGACCACCACCACCACCUCUUUUUCCUUCUCCAAGAAUGACCGGACCACCACCACUUCUUCCAUCUCCGGUAACAAACCGCCCUCUUAAUCCGCCAUCACCUACUUCUCAGUUCCUUCUGUCAUCACCCUCUGGUUACUUGAAUCUGUUGUCUCCUCUAUCACCUUACCCAUUGCUUUCUCCUGGUUAUCGGUUUCCAACGCCACUCACACAAGAUUUUUCAUUUUCACCGGUGGCGGCUCAAUCAGGAAUCUUUGGUCCUCGGCCACCACCUCCACCUUCGCCGGGCAUGGGCUUUCCAUCACCAGGGUUCUUUCAAUUUUCUAGUCCCAGAUGGAGGGAUUAG
Molecule: messenger RNA, 780 nt
Organism: Lactuca saligna
Lineage: Eukaryota; Viridiplantae; Streptophyta; Magnoliopsida; Asterales; Asteraceae
Source: the annotation of a GenBank genome assembly